This is a messenger RNA of Anoplopoma fimbria (sablefish), 4129 nucleotides long. It is a transcript of the gene vps53, whose product is annotated as VPS53 subunit of GARP complex. The record is from RefSeq and is a predicted model, not a curated record. Lineage: Eukaryota; Metazoa; Chordata; Actinopteri; Perciformes; Anoplopomatidae. Gene Ontology annotation, cellular component: GARP complex. Gene Ontology annotation, biological process: retrograde transport, endosome to Golgi. Bases 82 to 2574 code for a protein of 830 amino acids. The transcript is spliced from 22 exons.
AGCACCGCUUCUCCAUCGUCGCCUGUUUUCCCAGAAGCCACCUCACCAGGAAGUGGUGUGCCGGAGAGGUCUUUUUUGACAAUGAUUGAGGAAGAAGAAUUUGAAUUUGCUGAGGAUUUGGAGGCUAUUUUGCAUCUUACCCCAGAGGUGCAACUAGCCAUUGAACAGGUUUUCCCCAGCCAGGACCCCCUGGACAGAGCAGACUUCAAUGCUGUAGAAUACAUCAACACACUGUUCCCCACCGAGCAGUCUUUGGCUAAUAUUGAUGACGUGGUUAACAAGAUUCGGCUAAAGAUCCGGCGCCUGGAUGACAACAUCAGAACAGUUGUGAGAGGCCAGACCAAUGUGGGCCAGGAUGGCAGACAGGCUCUGGAAGAGGCCCAGAUAGCCAUCCAGCAGCUCUUUGGCAAAAUCAAAGACAUCAAGGACAAGGCAGAGAAGUCUGAACAAAUGGUCAAGGAGAUUACAAGGGACAUUAAGCAGCUGGACCAUGCCAAGCGCCACCUAACCACAUCCAUCACCACCCUCAACCACUUGCAUAUGUUGGCAGGGGGUGUUGACUCUUUAGAAGCCAUGACCAGGAAACGGCAGUAUGGUGAGGUGGCCAACCUGCUGCAGGGAGUGGUCAAUGUGCUUGAACAUUUCCACAAGUACAUGGGCAUACCCCAGAUUAGACAGCUUUCUGAGAGAGUAAAGGCAGCUCAGAGUGAGUUGGGGACUCAGAUCCUGGCAGAUUUUGAAGAAUCUUUCCCCUCUCAAGGCUCCAAGAGACCAGGCGGUCCCAGUAACGUGCUAAGAGAUGCCUGUCUGGUGGCCAAUGUGCUGGAUCCGCGCAUUAAACAGGAAAUUAUCAAAAAAUUCAUCAGGCAACACCUCUCAGAGUACCUGGUGUUAUUCCAGGAAAACCAAGAUGUUGCAUGGCUAGACAAGAUCGAUCGCCGCUAUGCCUGGAUCAAACGGCAGCUGGUGGACUACGAGGAGAAGUAUGGACGCAUGUUUCCUGAGGAGUGGUGCAUGACGGAGCGUAUUGCUGUGGAGUUCUGCCACAUCACCAGGAUUGAGCUAGCCAAAGUGAUGCGAACACGGGCUAAGGAGAUUGAGGUGAAGCUGCUUCUGUUUGCUAUUCAGAGGACUACAAACUUCGAGGGUCUUCUGGCCAAACGUUUCACAGGAUGCACCUUGACGGACACACCCGGACAGAAGAAGACAGAGAGCCCUCUCAACUCCACUAACCCCUUCCUGGAGGAUGAGGGAGGUGAGGAUAUGGGCGUGGAUAAAGACGAGGACCUGGCUAAGCCAAGGAAGCCAAAAGCUCCGGACAACCCUUUCCAUGGCAUUGUCUCCAAGUGCUUUGAACCUCAUCUCUACGUCUACAUAGAAUCACAAGACAAGAACCUGGGCGAACUGAUUGACCGGUUUGUGGCUGACUUCAAAGCACAAGGUCCACCGAAGGCAGGCACCGAGGAGGGCGGAGCAGUGCUGCCCAGCUGUGCUGACCUGUUUGUCUAUUACAAGAAGUGCAUGGUGCAGUGCUCCCAACUGAGCACCGGAGAACCAAUGAUCGCCCUCACAACCAUCUUCCAGAAAUUUCUCAGAGAGUACGCUUGGAAGAUCCUCUCUGGCAACCUGCCUAAAUCCAACAGUAACAGCGUUGGUCUUACCAUCAGCAGUCUGCUGAAGGAGAAAGAAGGCUCCGAAGCUGCAAAGUUCACCAUGGACGAGCUCUGCCUGAUCUGUAGCAUCCUGAGCACUGCGGAGUACUGCCUGGCUACCACACAACAGUUGGAAGAGAAACUGAAGGAAAAGGUAGACAAACUCCUAGUGGAGAGAAUUAAUUUGACAGGGGAAAUGGAUACAUUCAGCACUGUGAUCUCAAACAGUAUCCAGCUACUCGUUCAAGAUCUUGAUGCUGCCUGUGAUCCUGCUCUUACUGCUAUGAGCAAGAUGCCCUGGCAGAGUGUAGAGCAUGUGGGUGACCAGAGUCCCUAUGUGACGUCAAUCAUCAUGCACAUUAAGCAAAAUGUGCCGAACAUCAGAGACAAUCUGGCAUCCACACGCAAAUACUUCACACAAUUCUGCAUCAAGUUCACAAAUUCUUUCAUUCCCAAAUUUAUCAACCACCUGUUCAGAUGUAAGCCUAUCAGCAUGGUGGGCGCUGAACAACUCCUCCUUGACACUCACUCCUUGAAGACAGUCCUGCUGGAUCUACCCUCCAUAGGCUCCCAGGUGCUCCGCAAGGCACCUGCCAGCUACACCAAAAUAGUGGUGAAAGGCAUGACCCGGGCAGAGAUGAUCCUUAAGGUGGUGAUGGCCCCACAUGAACCGCCAGUGGUGUUUGUUGAUAACUACAUCAAACUCCUGGCUGAUGGAAAUCCUGAGACCUUCCAGAAGAUUCUAGACAUGAAGGGUCUGAAGCGCAGCGAACAGAGCAGCAUGCUGGAGCUCUUCAGGCAGAGGCUACCAACUCCACCUUCCGGGGCCGAUGGCGGCUCCUCUCUCUUCAGUGCCCCCACCCCUGAACAGGAGUCCUCUCGCAUCCGCAAACUAGAGAAACUCAUCAAGAAGAGACUGUGAACAGACACACAUUGAAAGUGCAACUUGAAAAUGAAAGAAGGCUGCUGGCUGGGAUGGUAGUCGAGUCUUUUUACUGUAAUUCAUCUCAAAGACUUCAUAAUGCUCCAUUCAGUUAUCGUGGAGAAAGAGCAAAACGUUGACUGAAUGUUCUGACUGACGGUAAUAUGGACCCAAGCUGACACUGGAUUAUGAAGAAACUUCCUCAAAUGCUUCUUGCUGUGGUUCCAUAUGUAAUUUACUUCUGUAAUUCCCCUACCUUUCUUUUCAUCACACCAAUGUUUUGUAACAUUAGUACAUCAUUGCACAGUGUAUGCAUUUAGAAAAACAAUUGUAGUGCUAUUGACUAAAUUGUGCUCAGAGAGCCUCUGGCUGCCUCUCUGGGACAUUUCUAAUCCACAACAAUUAUCAACUAUUUUAAUUCCAAGUAGGGGAUACCAGGUUGAAAUUCAUGUGCAUGUCUGCAAUCCAUUGAAGUGGACAUAGGUGUUGGUAUUGUUUGCGUGAACAGUGGCCUAAAAUUAGUCACUGACUCUGGGUUUAGAUUCCCCAAGUCUGGGACAAUUUGAAUCUUGAUUUCCUGCAUCAUCAGUCCAACAUGAGGCCGGAUUUCUCUUGGUAUUUUAUAAUCCAUCUAGGUUGACUUGAAAAUGAGAACCAGCUAGUGUAAUACUGGGCAGUAUACUAAGUAUGUGUACAUAAGCGAAUAUGUGCUGUCUUCUUUGUUUAAAAGUACAAAAUAUUAUUUGAUAAUUUAAUCGUCUGUCUCCUUUGCUUUGACAUGUAAACAAAGUUUUGUUCUAGUGUAUCGAUUUAUUCAUCCCACCAUAUCCACAGGCAGAAUCGCACAGAGACGAGAAAAUGCUCAAAGAUCUCGGAGUCCCUAAAGCUGCUCCCUCACAUAUAAUCAUCAUAGUCUGUAAAAAUGGAAAAUCAGCUAUUUAUUUGCAGUCAAUGCCCUAAUCACUGAUUUGUAUGCCAGUGCCUCUCAGUCGUAGUAGCUCAAGUCAAUGUUACUGCAUUAGUGUACACCAGAGGGAGGCAACUUUAGGCAUACGUGCCACCAUCGGUUUGCUGUGGCUUAACCAAUGACACACUCAAUGGGCAAGAGAGUUUUUAGGAAAUGUUGCGCAUUCAUCCUGCCUACAUGACCCCAAUCAUGGCUAGUACUCGUUGUCUUCUUUGCUGAAUGUUAUUGCUGAUUAACAAGAUAGGUGGAAGAUUGGUAGUAUUCAUUAUUUCAGCUCAGAUAUGUUUUUUGGGUUUUUAUCAGCCUUCUUGUAUAGUGCUAUCAUUUUAAAUUACAACCACCUGAUAAUGGAAGAUUUUUUUUUUUUUUAAAUUAGCUAUUCAUUUGAGAUUUAAAUUUGAUUGUGCCAUUAUUAGACCUAAAGAUAACUUUGAUGUUGAUAGUUCACACUGAUAACAAGAAAAACAAUUCAAUAUCAAAAAGGUUGCCCACCCCUGGUGUACACAUCCAUGCCUUUCAAAUGCUGCUUGUUUGUAUUGUCUAAAUGAUGUACUACACAAGCAAAUGUUGAACACUAUUAAAAUAUUA